AUGAGUUACUUCGGCGGCACCCGGCUGCGCAUUUUCGCGAGGGAGUACCAGAACCGGCUCCACAAGGUUGCGCACAAGAAGUACGUCCGCGUGUGCCGCGACGACGCGCGGAGCGGGUUCUACUCCAUUGCGGGUCCCUACACCAGCAUAAUUCUCGUAUUGAUGUACGUGGGGACCAUGGUGGGGGACAAGCAGAAGGAGCUGCGGGAGGUGCGGAAACAGAAGGUGACGCAGCGAGAACUCUCGCUCGCCCAGGAGAACGAUUUGAUGCGACAGUGGCUCGUGGAAACGGAAAAGGACUACGCAAACGUGCCGGUUCCGGGGGGAAGGGGGUCGGAAGGAUUAUUGGAAGGAGGAGGAGGAGCGUCUGCCGGGUAAGGAAUCGCGCUUGCUGUGCAGGAACAUGAUCGGCCGAAACGUGGAAACGCUACACCGCUUGUUGCAACGACUGCUCGAAAUCAUAGAUACGAUGGCGCAAUCAAAGUCGUGUUUUAUUUAGCAACGCGCACUCCGCAGCUCACAGUGUCGAAGAUUUAGAAACACUAAUGACGCAAAGUCAUAUCAUAUGAUGCUGAUGGGAGUCAGGUCGAGCAUCAGUUCGAGCAUCAGGAGC
Messenger RNA from Amoebophrya sp. A120, 613 nucleotides. NCBI's taxonomy places the organism in Eukaryota, Dinophyceae, Syndiniales, Amoebophryaceae. The record is from the annotation of a GenBank genome assembly.